Molecule: messenger RNA, 1857 nt
Organism: Python bivittatus (Burmese python)
Lineage: Eukaryota; Metazoa; Chordata; Lepidosauria; Squamata; Pythonidae
Gene: ESRRG
Product: estrogen related receptor gamma
Biological process (GO): regulation of DNA-templated transcription
Cellular component (GO): nucleus
Molecular function (GO): steroid binding; nuclear steroid receptor activity; zinc ion binding
Source: RefSeq, a predicted model, not a curated record
AGGAGCGUGUGAGCUUUUGGUCCCAACUGGCUGUGCCCAUAGGCUUGUCACCAGGAGAACAUUUGUGUUAAUUGCACUGUGCUGUGUCAAGGAAACUUUGAUUUAUAGCUGGGGUGCACAAAUAAUGGUUGCCGAGCGCACAUGGAUUCGGUAGAACUUUGCCUUCCUGAAUCUUUUUCCUUGCACUACGAAGAAGAGUGAUGUCAGAUGAAAAGGGUAUUAUGGCUGAAAUAUACACCAGAGGAAUUCAUUUUGGCAAGCCUGGUCCAUGUAGGCUCCUUUGCAGAAUGUCAAGCAAGGAUCGACACAUUGAUUCUAGCUGUUCGUCAUAUAUCAAGACGGAACCAUCGAGCCCCGCCUCCUUGACGGACAGCAUCAAUCAUCACAGCCCUGGUGGCUCCUCUGACGCCAGUGGGAGCUACAGUUCAACCAUGAAUGGACAUCAGAAUGGGCUAGAUUCACCACCACUCUACUCUUCAGCCCCAGGUCUUGGGGGUAAUGGGUCUGUCAGGAAACGAUAUGAUGAUUGCUCCAGUACCAUUGCUGAAGAUUCACAAACCAAGUGUGAAUACAUGCUGAACUCAAUGCCCAAAAGAUUGUGUUUGGUUUGUGGUGAUAUUGCAUCAGGGUAUCACUAUGGUGUGGCUUCAUGUGAGGCCUGCAAGGCUUUCUUCAAGAGGACAAUUCAAGGUAACAUAGAAUACAGCUGCCCAGCAACAAAUGAAUGUGAAAUCACAAAGCGCAGACGCAAAUCCUGCCAAGCUUGUCGUUUUAUGAAGUGUCUAAAAGUUGGCAUGCUGAAAGAAGGAGUGCGCCUAGACAGAGUACGUGGUGGUCGCCAGAAGUACAAGCGCAGAAUAGAUGCAGAAAAUAGUCCAUACCUGAAUCCUCAACUAGUCCAGCCAGCCAAAAAGCCAUAUAACAAGAUUGUCUCUCAUUUGCUGGUGGCUGAACCAGAGAAGAUCUAUGCCAUGCCUGACCCCACUGUGCCUGACAGUGACAUCAAGGCUCUCACCACACUUUGUGAUUUGGCAGACAGAGAACUGGUGGUCAUUAUUGGAUGGGCUAAGCAUAUUCCAGGAUUUUCCACUUUAUCGCUUGCUGACCAGAUGAGCCUUCUGCAGAGUGCUUGGAUGGAGAUUUUGAUUCUGGGCGUAGUGUACCGAUCACUUUCCUUUGAGGAUGAGCUUGUCUAUGCUGAAGACUAUAUUAUGGAUGAAGAUCAGUCUAAAUUAGCAGGCCUUCUUGACCUCAACAAUGCCAUCCUGCAACUGGUAAAAAAAUACAAGAGCAUGAAGCUGGAGAAAGAAGAGUUUGUCACCCUCAAAGCUAUCGCGCUUGCUAAUUCAGACUCUAUGCACAUAGAAGACGUUGAAGCUGUCCAGAAACUUCAAGAUGUCUUACAUGAGGCACUGCAGGAUUAUGAAGCUGGGCAGCACAUGGAAGACCCACGCCGGGCCGGCAAGAUGCUGAUGACUCUGCCGUUGCUUAGGCAAACCUCCACCAAGGCUGUGCAGCAUUUCUACAAUAUUAAAUUGGAAGGCAAAGUCCCCAUGCACAAACUUUUUUUGGAAAUGCUGGAGGCGAAGGUCUGACCUCAACAUCCUGGCCCUUCCGGUUGGGUACGCUGAAACCAUAACAAGAGGGACAACCAACAGGAAAACUGUGGCAAAGAACCUUUAGCAUUACUUUAAGGCAAUGAAAAUGACUGCACUGAUCGUUAAGCAGCAAGAAUGAGUAGCAGCAUUCUCUUUUUAGUCUCGGUCUUAUUUGAUGCAGUUCUCCUCCUUCAUUUCUCUCUUCUUUUAAUGUUGUUAGCUCUCCUUUGUUUGUAAUUUUCUCCCUUUUGCUGCUGAA